AUGGAGGCUGUGGCCGAGGAGCUGCGGGCCGGCUCUCGGAUUCCUGUCACUGUUGAUCAAAUAGUUAACGAUACGCUAGUGGUGACGCUUACCUAUCAAGAAAGGAGCUACAUGGGGAUAUUACUCGAUUGCAAUAAAAAGUGAGUCUUAUUUCUUCGAAUUUUCUACAUUAAUCACAAAGUAAUUAGCUAGUUAGCGUGCUAAUGUUUGCUGGCUAAUCUAGCAUGCUAACUAGCUAGCUACAUGGACCAUCAUACAAAAGACUCCAAUGGGGUUGUAGCUAGCUUGCUAGUUAACGUUAGCACUUUUACAGCGAACAUAUUAAUAGCAUAAAAACAAGUGUAUCAUUAAUAUGACGUUUGGAUAAAGCCACCACCCUGUGAAAGUAACAUGUGAUGGGCAUUUUAACAAAAGUUAUGCCUACGUGGGUACCUAACGUUACCUCAUUGUUAGCUUAGCUAACGUUAUCAAGCUAGUUCAAUGAUGGCUAGAUUUAGACUGCCAACAGUGGAUCCCAGCUAUGGCAGGCCUUACUGAAACACCCGUUCUCAUAUUAGACUUGUGUACAUGCUUUCUUAUAAUUCAUCUAGCUACCUAUCUAGUAAUGAUUACAUGAACGUUACAUGUUUUAAUACUAACUAUGCAAAGUGAUGGGCAUCACAUCAUAAUUUAGCCUACUCCUGUCCUUGUGCUUUUAGUAAUGUAGGCCUAUGUUAAACACAGUCAUCCAAUUUUACCCUUAGCUAAUGAUACAAUUAGUGUAGGCCUAUUUAUAAAUGAUUGACCUGAAACUCUAAAUAAGAGAUUAUACAGCUGUGUUAUGCUGUUAAAGAUGGCACUAAUUGUCGAGUUACCAAGGAAAUUAGACUCCAGAAAAACUAGGCUAUAGGUCUACUUUGUACUUGACAAAGGGUGAACUAUAUAAUGUUGGCAAGAAAUCCCAUUUAGGGUGUUAACAAUAGAUGUAAAGUAUAACAUGUUAUUUGAAUGAUUGGUAUUCAUAUGGGGCAUGUUAUCUGGCUCGCAGUGUGUCACCUGUACUGGUCUUGUGUUGCACUAGUAUGCGCUAAUACAGUGCAGUGAGUGCACCUUUUUUUUAAAUGCCACUGGGUUUAUUUAUUUAUAGAUUCAGAAUCUUACCAGCUUUUCAUAUCGGUAGGCCUUCACUGAGACAUGUAGGCCUACACGUUCACGUGAUAGAUCACUCCAAAUGCCCUGAGAUUGACCUUCCCCAGUGGAAAGAUCUAGGCUUAAACAAAGAACAGUGGUUUGGCAUACAGGCCUAUUUUUCCUUGUGAAUGUCAAAAUGUGAGUUCUUCCUUUAGGUUUAUAGAAAUGCAUUUCCCUUCAUUGUGUGUCUCCAGUUUCCAUGUCAUGUAUCAUUUGUGCAGGAUCUCUUUAUUUGGUUGUAGUGUAUGUACAGCAUUAUAUGUUAAAUGGGAACAGUGUUUGAGUCAUGGCCGGUUAACCACUAUGUCCUUGCACACAGCCUUGGCCAGGAAUUUCUGUACUGCCUGUGUCCAUCAUAGUGACGGCUGAGAUUUUGUUGCUCACGAAGGGCCUUUAGUAAAGGUCUCCUCCAAAGCACCGGAAACGGGCUUCGCCAGGCCUCUUUAUUUAAAUGUGCCAAUAGCCGCUCAUGGGGAAAUGCCUUUCGGGCUUCCUAAAUGUGCUUUAAUUAAUAAUCUCAUAACACACAAGCACCCAGCAGACACUGAUGUGAAAACAAGUGAAUCUCCUGGCUCUCUCUGGGUCCCGAGUGAUUCAUGUGGUUGUUUUUGUUCAGUCAGAUGGAGUGGAGGGGGGCUACUGGGUAUCCUGUAGUCUCUUUGUCUGCAGUCUCUGACAGCAGAGCACAGCCAUGUUGUUGCUGCUGCUGCGUUGGCUGCUCACAGCUACCUUUCUAUAUGGCUCCUUAGAGAAGCCCGGCUUGGACACGUCACGUCACAGGCAUGAAAAUAAACAUGAAUUUACAGAGAGAACACACACUCCAGCUCUUUCAGUUUGUAGCGCAAGGCUGUAGGGGUAGGGUAUAGGCUAGCUAGACAACGACCUGCUUGCUUGCUGUCUCCCAACCCCCACUCCAGUAGAAUACCCAACACAGGGGAUUAAUGUGCUGUCUUUUACACAACCUGAAGUGUUGCAACCAUAAGAGCUUUCAUAAGUGCGCCGACAGGGUCAAAGGAGUGCAUUUGUUGCACUUCGAUUUUGUCGAGUUAAUGUUCUUGACCUGAACAGGAACUUGAACCAAAGAGUUUAAAUUCCUGCUUUAUCCACAAUGAUAAAGUUGAGCGCAAACAAUUUAUCAUGAUUGGAUGCAAUAACCCAGAAGCUACAAAGCAUACUAAAGUAUUUUCUUUCACUGUUUUUUUUAUAGGACUGGGCUUUUCUGCCUACCAGAUGUCACAACAAAGCCAGUGGAAUGCCCUGCAUUGAAACCUGGUUGUGAAAUCCCUGAAGUCCUGAGAGAGGAGCCUGUUACUAAACCUCCCAGCCAGGCUUCACAUCAUAGACCAAAGGAUGAAAACACGCUCCCUGAAAAUGACCCACUAGCUGCCCAUCUCCCUGCCCCUCUGCCCACACCAGUGCCCGCCGGGCAGGCUCCAUACCCUCCAUAUUUUGAAGGAGCUCCCUUCCCUCAGCCCAUUUGGGUGCGCCACAGCUAUGGUCAAUGGGUACCUCAGCCACCUCCGCGAACCAUUAAGAGGAAGAAGAGGCGGACCCGAGAGCCCGGGCAGAUGACCAUGAGCACCAUCAGGCUCCGCCCACGGCAGGUGUUGUGCGAGAAGUGUAAGAACACACUGAACAGUGACGAGGACAGUAAGGACGGGAUGCCCACAACCAAGGCUUCCAGGAAAGAGAACGCGCCACAGAGCGAUGAAGACUCCAAAGACGGGUCUGUGAAGUUGGCCAGGAAAGAGGAUGCAGAUGCCACCAAGGAUAACAAUAAGAGGCGGGAGAACGGCCCCACCGGCUAUGACAGCAAGCGGCUCCGGAAGGACAAGAGGGAUGAGGAACCAAAGUUCCCUGCAGUGGACAUCAUUCCCCACAGCCCGGUCAUCAAGAUAUCCUACAGCACUCCGCAGGGCAAGGGCGAGGUCAUGAAGAUCCCAGCUCGGGUCCACGGCUCUGUCAAGCCCUUCUGCCCCAAGCAGCUGAUGCAAAAUGGCCUAAGAGGCCAGCAGGGCAAGGUGCCCGAGCCCACCACCUUAACCCAGACCCAGGAGCAGCGCCACAUCCUGGAUGCCACCAGGACGGGCCUGACCGUGUCCAUUCCCAAACUCAAGCUCCCCAGGCCCCCAACAGCCAGCCUGGACCUCCCCUCCCCCAAGAUCCGAGUGAGGACCCUGGGGGACGGAGAGGACAGCCUGACUGUGUACAAUGCGGAGCUGGUAGAGGGGCAGAGCAGAAAGAGCCUCAGGGUGCCGGUACCUGGUCCCCUGCCCCAAUCAGAGGACUCUGGGGAGAAGACCCCCAUGGAGCUGUGGUCAGGGAGUUCUGGAGAGGAGGCAGACCGAGGUCAAAGUGACCUUGCGCUGCUCAUCAACCUCCGCAAGAGGAAGGCGGACUCCUCCAGCCUGUCCGUGUGCAGCACAGACAGUCUAGACGAAUCAAAAUCCUUCAGCUCAGAUGGCACGUCCCCAGAGCUGUGCGACCUAGCGCCCGGCGAGCACAUCUCCUCCAUGUCCUCCUCGAUCUCACGAGACAACAGCAAGACUGUGCCGCCACUCACCGUGCGCCUGCACACACGCAGCAUGACCAAGUGCGUGACGGAGGAGGGCCAUGCGGUGGCCGUGGGAGACGUGGUGUGGGGGAAGAUCCAUGGGUUCCCCUGGUGGCCGGCGAGGGUGCUCAGCAUCAGCGGCAGCCGCAAAGAGGAGUCUAACUGUGAGGCCCAGUGGCCAGAGGCCAAGGUGGCCUGGUUCGGCUCGCCCACUACCUCCCAGCUCUCCGUUGCCAAACUCUCCCCCUUCCGGGAGUUCUUCAGGUCGCGUUUCAACCGCAAGAAGAAAGGGAUGUACCGGCGAGCCAUCGUGGAAGCUGCCAAGGCUGUGGGCCACAUGAGCCCCGAGAUAACCUCGCUACUCACCUCUCACUGCGAA
Messenger RNA from Coregonus sp. 'balchen', 4103 nucleotides. NCBI's taxonomy places the organism in Eukaryota, Metazoa, Chordata, Actinopteri, Salmoniformes, Salmonidae. The record is from the annotation of a GenBank genome assembly.